UCUGGCUGGGGUGAGAGGAGCGACAGAGGUGGGUUGAGGGGAAAAAAGAAAAAAGAAGACUGCAGCCGAGAGGAAGCGUUCGUGUUGACGCUGCGUGAAAAGCUGUCUUUUUAUCAUUUCUAGGUUGGCGUUGUCACAUCCGCUUGAAGUAAAGUGUGUAAGGAGCUUUGUCGAUAUCUAACUCGUAUCGACAGUUAUAUUUUUUUCUCUCAAACUUUUCCCAAGAGAAGACGGCGAGCCAGAGUUGUUGAGCCACAAGUCAGAAUGGCGCAGUGGAACCAGUUACAGCAGCUGGAGACCAGGUAUCUGGAGCAGCUCUACCACCUCUACAGUGACAGCUUCCCCAUGGAGCUCCGACAGUUCCUUGCCCCCUGGAUUGAGAGCCAGGACUGGGCCUACGCCGCCAACAAGGAGUCGCAUGCCACACUGGUGUUCCACAACCUCCUGGGGGAAAUAGACCAGCAGUACAGUCGCUUCCUGCAGGAGAACAACGUUCUCUACCAGCACAACCUGCGCAGGAUUAAGCAACACCUGCAGAGCAAGUACCUGGAAAAGCCCAUGGACAUUGCUCGUAUCGUCGCUCGCUGCCUAUGGGAGGAGCAAAGGCUGCUGCAGACUGCCACCACAGCGGCACAGGAUGGUCAAGCAGCUCAUCCCUCUGGGACGGUGGUGACGGAGAAGCAGCAGAUCCUGGAGCAUAACCUUCAGGAUAUAAGGAAAAGGGUGCAGGACAUGGAACAGAAGAUGAAAAUGCUUGAGAACCUACAGGAUGACUUUGAUUUCAACUAUAAGACAUUAAAAAGCCAAGGAGAACUGUCGCAGGAUCUUAAUGGCAAUAGCCAGGCAGCUGCCACAAGACAGAAGAUGGCUCAACUGGAACAGAUGCUGAGUGCCUUGGAUGGGCUGAGGAGGCAAAUUGUCACAGAAUUGGGAGGCCUGCUGACAGCCAUGGACUUUGUUCAGAAGAACCUUACAGAUGAGGAAUUGGCUGACUGGAAGAGGAGGCAGCAAAUUGCUUGUAUUGGAGGGCCGCCCAACAUCUGCCUGGAUCGUCUGGAAACAUGGAUCACAUCCCUGGCUGAGUCCCAGCUCCAGAUCCGCCAGCAGAUCAAGAAGCUAGAGGAGCUGCAACAGAAGGUUUCCUACAAAGGGGAUCCUAUCAUCCAGCACCGGCCCGCCCUGGAGGAGAAGAUUGUGGACCUCUUCAGAAAUCUCAUGAAAAGUGCUUUUGUGGUUGAAAGACAGCCCUGUAUGCCCAUGCAUCCAGACAGGCCACUGGUCAUUAAAACAGGAGUUCAAUUCACAAACAAAGUCAGGUUACUAGUCAAAUUUCCUGAACUGAAUUACCAGCUGAAAAUCAAAGUUUGUAUUGACAAGGAAUCUGGAGAUGUGGCUGCUAUUCGAGGGUCACGAAAGUUUAACAUCCUUGGCACCAACACCAAAGUUAUGAAUAUGGAGGAAUCCAACAACGGUAGCCUUUCAGCUGAGUUCAAACAUUUGACUUUAAGAGAGCAGAGAUGCGGUAAUGGUGGACGGACCAAUUGUGACGCAUCUCUGAUUGUGACAGAAGAGCUUCAUCUCAUCACCUUUGAGACAGAGGUCUAUCACCAAGGCCUGAAAAUCGAUCUGGAGACCCACUCCCUUCCAGUGGUGGUCAUCUCUAACAUUUGUCAGAUGCCAAAUGCAUGGGCCUCCAUCCUGUGGUACAACAUGCUCACCAACCAACCCAAGAAUGUUAAUUUCUUCACCAAGCCUCCAGUCGGUACAUGGGACCAGGUGGCUGAAGUGCUGAGCUGGCAGUUCUCCUCCACCACCAAGAGAGGACUUACCAUUGAGCAGCUCACCACACUGGCAGAGAAAUUACUUGGACCUUGUGUCAACUAUUCUGGAUGCCAAAUCACCUGGGCCAAGUUUUGCAAGGAAAACAUGGCUGGCAAAGGCUUCUCCUUCUGGGUGUGGCUGGACAACAUUAUUGACUUGGUGAAGAAAUACAUCCUGGCACUGUGGAAUGAAGGGUACAUCAUGGGCUUCAUCAGUAAAGAAAGGGAGAGGGCCAUUCUGAGUCCCAAACCUCCAGGCACCUUCCUCCUGCGCUUCAGCGAGAGCAGCAAAGAGGGAGGCAUCACGUUCACGUGGGUGGAGAAGGACAUCAACGGUAAAACUCAGAUCCAGUCGGUGGAGCCUUACACCAAGCAGCAGCUCAACAGCAUGUCUUUUGCUGAGAUCAUUAUGGGCUACAAGAUCAUGGAUGCCACCAACAUCCUUGUUUCGCCUCUUGUCUACCUCUUCCCUGAAAUUCCCAAAGAGGAGGCCUUUGGGAAGUACUGCCGACCAGAAGCUGCCCCGGAGCCUGAGCUGGGAGGAGACCCCAUGAGCACUAUUCAACCAUAUUUGAAGACAAAGUUCAUCUGUGUGACCCCGUGUCCCUCCGUGUUCAUGGACUUUCCGGAAAGUGAGCUGCUUGGGAACACAUUCCCAGGCACUAACACUGGCAAUACCAGCGACCUGUUUCCCAUGUCCCCUCGCACCUUGGACUCCCUGAUGCAUAAUGAGACUGAGGCAAAUCCAGGACCCUUGGAUUCGCUCACAUUGGACAUGGAGCUGAGCUCUGAUGUGGCCUCACCAAUGUGAAGGGACAUUUUGAUACUUCACAUUCUUUUGUUUCAUUUUUUUUUUAAUCCACAUAAUCUCCAUUCAGAUACUGUUUUUGCCCGUGUUGUGACAGAGGUCAAGAGUUUGGCUUUAUCGCUCCAUGCGGCCUGCUGUGUGCAGGUGGACAUCUUAUCACUGUCUGUGUGUGGAAGCAGUCUCUUCUCGCAAAACGCUGAAUUGAAAGGAUUUAAAAAAAAAAAGUUUUGUUCAUACAAACACUGCGGUUACCUUUUGACAAUGACAAAUAUCAAUCCAGUGCAAUUUAAAUUGAAGUUGAUUCCAUCCCGAGCAGUGUAUUGCCAUCACAUUUAUUUUUUUAAGUACUUUCAUGUAUCUGAAGCUUUAUUUUUUUCUUUCUUUCUAUCAACUAGUAUGGUUUAUGUGUUGUGCUGUACAAGAAAAUGUAAAGAGGAUGGUUUGAUAAGCUAUGCUGCUCUGGAAUGGAAACCGCUAGGGUUUUUUGGUUUGGUCUGUUUCCCAUACACGUGUCUCUGGUCUUUGUUUUACACUGAGUGUGCUGCUCUGUCCAUGUUGCUCCCAGACAAAAUUUCUGUUUCUAAUCACGUUUUUUUCAGCCCGGACUAAAAAGCUGUCAUAUGAGUUCAUAGAACUGUAGAGGUAAACAUAGACCAAAGUGACAGAAGGACUUCAGCUCAGUCCUGAAGAUCACUUGUCUGAUCUGUGACUGGUUUUUUAUUUUCUUAUCCUGUGACUCGGUUACAUGACCUGUUAUCUCAUCUGCUUUAUCUGUGGUCCCAGUGCAGCAAACCCAGUUAGAUGGUGCUACACACACACACUCACACACACACGUGCACGUCCACACAUGUACACGCAGACAUGCCCGUGCGCACACACACGUGCACGUGGACAGACACGCAUGCACACACAUGCAUACUUUUUUUUUU
Lampris incognitus (smalleye Pacific opah) is the source of this 3557-nucleotide messenger RNA. It is a transcript of the gene stat3, whose product is annotated as signal transducer and activator of transcription 3 (acute-phase response factor). The transcript is spliced from 24 exons. The coding region runs from base 265 to 2631 and encodes 788 amino acids. Gene Ontology annotation, molecular function: RNA polymerase II cis-regulatory region sequence-specific DNA binding; DNA-binding transcription factor activity, RNA polymerase II-specific. Gene Ontology annotation, biological process: cell surface receptor signaling pathway via JAK-STAT; regulation of transcription by RNA polymerase II; growth hormone receptor signaling pathway via JAK-STAT. NCBI's taxonomy places the organism in Eukaryota, Metazoa, Chordata, Actinopteri, Lampriformes, Lampridae. The record is from RefSeq and is a predicted model, not a curated record.